UUCUAUUUACAGUUGAAAACUGCGGAUGUUGACAUGCUGAGUUCCUUCUCUGCAUUUUUUUUUUUUCUUACUUCAAAGUCGUGCCAUUAUACGGAAAUUGGAGCCAGCAUGUCUGAACGACAGAAAACGACGAAAACAAUCACUUAAGCUUGUUUUGUUUCUUGUCAGUACGGUACUGUAGUUUGUUUCAUUCCGCAGACUUCUUUUCUCAUUAAGCUUCGUCGGACGGCGUCACGAAACGCAACGUUGCUUGACAGAGAGGGGGCCAGAGGUAACCGCCGGCGCAUCUUGAAAAAGUUGGCCAAUAUUUUCUAAGUUUAUCUUUUGUUGCAUCUUCCGCGGUCAUAACCAUCCUAGUUUAUUAUUCUCUCUUUUAUGUUUUUCUACAUUAUUUUGAGGUUUACUUAUUUAGAUUUGAAAUUACUUUUCUUUUACAUCAGAAAAAGAACUUAAAAUAUCGUGAUAUACCUCCUUAAACUAAGCAUCUUCGGUAAAAUGGUUUGGAUUCUUUUUCAGAUUUGUUGAUAUUUCAAAACUCCCAUUACAUGAUCACUACAUGAAGCAGUAUGCCGAUGUUCUGUACCGCUGGAAUCUGCUGGGCAAAAGAGCUGAAGUGAUUAAAUUCUUAAGUGAGCCUCAACAACCGCAUAAUGGAGUGGAGUUCAGCACUCGUUGUCACAACUGCACGCAUACGCUUCGUGGAGCUCAGUGCUACUCUUGUAAAGCUUUGGGACUUCAGUGUGUUAUAUGCCAUAUUGCUGUCAGAGGAGCCAGCAAUUUCUGUGUAGCGUGCGGUCACGGCGGACACACUUAUCAUCUCAUGACUUGGUUUGAGACAAUGGAAGUCUGUCCUUCAGGGUGUGGCUGUAGAUGCUUAGAAGUUGGGACAUUUAUCGUGGAUUGACUGUUUCCCUUACACAAGGGGGGUUACAUGGUAAACACUGUCGCAACCAUGUGCACACGGGUUAGCGAGGACUAGCGAAGCAAACGUUACCGUGCGCAACCCGAGGAUCGUCGCAUCCUUCUGUCGAGACUGUUCAAAAGAAAAAAGGUUUUACUUUGGACGUAUAAACGACAGUGUUUUCUAGUUGAACCCAGCAAGGCAAAGUCAAAAUAAAGUUGCAGGAAAAUACAUGAAACAUUGUUCUAAAUAACGUCAGUUGCAACGCACAAAAUCGUUGCGAAGCCAGUUGCAGAAAAUGGAAUUGUUAUCUGGCAGUUUUCA
Molecule: messenger RNA, 1225 nt
Organism: Orbicella faveolata
Lineage: Eukaryota; Metazoa; Cnidaria; Anthozoa; Scleractinia; Merulinidae
Product: GATOR2 complex protein WDR59-like
Biological process (GO): positive regulation of TORC1 signaling; cellular response to amino acid starvation
Cellular component (GO): Seh1-associated complex; vacuolar membrane
Molecular function (GO): signaling adaptor activity; protein binding
Source: RefSeq, a predicted model, not a curated record